AUGAAGACCAACAACUCUGACAAGUCCAUCCAUCUGGAGGACGUGCCUCGGUCUGCCCUGCAGGAGUCAUGGCACAGUGAAUCUCCGAACAAUCCUCGCAAUUGGGCACAAUGGAAGAAGGACACGCAGAUCCUCAUGGUGGCUUUCCACUCUAUGGUCGCGACCUUCAUGGCCGCUGGUAUCAUCCCAGCCUAUGAUACAAUGGCAGAAGAAUACAAUGUGACUGUGCCGGAAGCAAGCUAUCUCACCUCAAUUCAGAUUCUGCUCCUGGGACUCUGUCCAUUCAUAUGGAAACCAAUCACCUCGAUCUAUGGCCGAUACCACGUCUUUCUAUUUUCCGUGCUGGGAAGCAUGGUAUGCAACAUCGGGGGCGCAAGAUGCACAACAUACGGAGCACAGAUGGCGACAAGGAUCCUCACUUCGAUACUGAUCUCGCCCCCGAUUGGCAUCGGCAGUGGUGUGAUCACGGAGCUUUGCGAGCCUGAGAAACGCGCGCAGAAGUUGGGAUGGUGGACGGUGAUGAUCACGCUUGGCACACCAAGCGGUCCAUUCAUAAUGGGAUUCGUCGCGAAACACAUAGGCAUUGAAUGGAUAUUUUGGAUCUUUGCCAUCAUAAACCUUAUCCAAUUUAUUGCAUACCUGGUUCUCGGGGUGGAAACAAUGUACCUCUCCGAGUGUGAAUCUUCGCUGGGGGCGGGAAACGCUAAGAAAUCCGUGUUCAACAAGCUCAUUCCACGACGACUUGACUCGCGCCCUCUCAGGGCGCGCGAGUUCAUCGAACCCAUCUUUCUCUGCCGCUAUUAUGCAGUCCUGAUCCCUGCGGUCGCCCACUCUGUUGUAUUCUGCUAUGGCAACAUCGCGCUAAUCGUGGAGAUGCCGAUUGCAUUCGGAGAAAAGUUCGACUUCGAUGCCCAGCAGAUAGGGCUGCAGUUUAUUGCUAUCAUUAUUGGAUGUCUCCUCGGCGAACAACUGAGUGGACCCCUUUCUGACUUGUUCUUGAGGAGUCUGAGUAAAAAGAGAGGUUACACUCUACCAGCAGAUCGUCUGUGGCUCUCCUAUAUUGGCUUCGGCACUGUGUUCGCUGGACUCCUGACCUGGGGGUUUCAGUUAAACAAAGCCGUGUCCUGGAAUGUCACACCCUGCAUUGGUGCGGCCAUCGCGAGUUUUGGCAACCAAAUCAUCACGACGAUUCUGAUCUCAUUUGCUGUCGACAGCUACAAGGAGAAGUCAACUAAUGUUGGAGUCUGCAUCAACCUGUUCCGCCACAUUUAUGGCUUUAUUGGUCCAUUCUAUUUCCCUCCCAUGUUUGAAAGUCUGCAGUUCGCCGGCGCAGCAGGCGUGAUGUGUGCUAUCAUCGGUGCUUGCGCGUUAAUUCCUAUCAUAGCGGUUCAGUUUGUUGCUAGCCGUCAAACCCAACAAGUCUGA
Aspergillus melleus is the source of this 1425-nucleotide messenger RNA. RefSeq lists its product as uncharacterized. The record is from RefSeq and is a predicted model, not a curated record. The transcript is spliced from 3 exons. Gene Ontology annotation, biological process: transmembrane transport. Lineage: Eukaryota; Fungi; Ascomycota; Eurotiomycetes; Eurotiales; Aspergillaceae. Gene Ontology annotation, molecular function: transmembrane transporter activity. Bases 1 to 1425 code for a protein of 474 amino acids.